CUUACCAAGGGAAGACCUCCAUCAGCACCGUGGGAACCUCCACCUCUGCUUACCGACUGAGCCUCGCCACUAUGUCCCGCUCCAAUACUGGAACUGGGACCGUUUGGGAACAGGAUAGUGAGCCUUCCCAGCAAGCCUCCCAGGAUACUUUAAGCAGGACAGAUGAAGAAGAUGAGGAAAAUGAUUCCGUGAGUAUGCCCAGCGUGGUAAGUGAACAGGAAGCAUACCUUAUGGGUUCCAUUGGGCGGAGGAGAUUCUCCAGCCAUCUCUCCAGCAUAUCUGCACCUCAGCCUGAAGUGGGGAUGUUACCCAGUCAGAGGUAACAAAAUGGACUACUUAUUCAUUUCCUGAUAUUUUCCCCAAGAAACAGAAAUGACAAAGGUGUAAUAUAGGCUUGUAAAUCAGAGAUGUUGGGGUGAGAAGAUCAGACAAAAUAAAACAGACCCAGUCCUGGAUUUUAACAAGGGUUUGCAAAAGAGAUAUACUUAGUUAUCCUCAUUUUUAAAAUCCAGGCUUCCUUAGGUACUUCUCCCCAACUGCAAAAAGAGCUGUAUUAGUUAAUGUUGCUUUUCCAUGACUUACUAAGGUUCAGAAGCCUAGUGCUGAAAUAUUAUCUCUGUCUGAAAUGUUUUCAAGUGCACUAUUAAAAACCGAAAGCAAACAUAUUUGGUUUGGAGGCGAGAUCCACGAAUGGCUGAGCUAUUUCUAUAAUUCCACAUUGAACAAACUGCCUUCCAAGCAAAUUUAUCCUUGUAAUAAAUCUUUUGAAAAUAUCCUUGUGAAAGGCAGAGACAAACAGAAAUGGAGGAAUACAGGAAUAGGUGUACACAAAGUAGUAGAGCAACAGCUUUGGACUGCUAAUGAUUUAUAUCCACAAUCAUUUUGCAAGUAUUAGAGAUCUCCGUAAACCCACCUACCCCCAAACCUAAUUAAGGUAACUAACUGACAUGGAUUUAACCUGGUAACAUAUACCUAACAGUGCUUAGGUAGUUUUUUUUCUUAGAUAAGUCUGGACAGUGAAAACACAACAAAGGAGAUGAAACUUUAUAAACCUAGGCUACUAACUGGAAAACAAAUUUGUCUGAAUUCACUGUGUAGGCUCUUGUGUUUUGCUUUUCUCAUUGCUUAAAAACGAUUUUAUUAAAGUUCAAAAAUAUCACAGAAGAGCCAAAGAUCUUCUGUUCCUCAUCUAUGGCUACUUUAAAUAGUCACAGAAAGCUGCUCCCUGAAUUCCGGAGGUCUCUUCCACGUCAAAUCUACUAACCCUGCUAGCAGUUGUCGAUUUUUUUCAAAUAAUUUUGGCUUUAAUACAAAAGAAAUCACAUUUAUCUUGCCUUUAAUAUUUUUUAAAAACCAGUAAAACUAUGCUAUAUAUAUAUAUUCUACUUAUAAGCUGAAAAAAACAUUUUCCUUAUCAUAUUGGGGUGGGGGUAAUCUAUAGAAUUACAAGCAUUUAUCAGUUUAAUUAAAGAGUUUUUGAUUCCCAACAACUGAUAAGUGAAAUAGAUAAAGGUUUGAAUAUUUUUUAUAACUACUUUAGUUGCAAUGUGCUAUUGUAUUACAAACCAGACAAAAAGAGAUAGCAUUGCACAUAAUAUUCCCAAAGGUAUAUGAAUGAUGUUAUUAAACAGUGGAUGACUGUUUUAGACAGCUGGAUGGCUCGAAGAUCCCAUUCAUCAUAAGAGAGCAUUGACUUCUCUGCUACUGAGGAUAUUUUAAUUAU
Thamnophis sirtalis is the source of this 1723-nucleotide messenger RNA. Lineage: Eukaryota; Metazoa; Chordata; Lepidosauria; Squamata; Natricidae. The record is from RefSeq and is a predicted model, not a curated record.